Pocillopora meandrina is the source of this 1238-nucleotide messenger RNA. Lineage: Eukaryota; Metazoa; Cnidaria; Anthozoa; Scleractinia; Pocilloporidae. The record is from the annotation of a GenBank genome assembly.
AUGACUUCACGUGUACCAAUGGCUGCUGUAAGAACAAUCCGUGUCUUAAUAGAGGAACCUGUACUGAGAUCUGUCAACCCACAAGUGUUCGGUACAAUUGUUCCUGUCCUGUACCGUUUUUUGGAAAGCACUGCGAGAUUCAGCAGAAAAGAAGCUGUCAAGAUUUCAAAGGAGCCGGGUCCACCGCCUCUGGAUUGUAUACAGUUAACAAUGACAAUAAUCAAACCUUCCAGGUGUUCUGUGAUUUGGAUUCAGAGCCUGGGUUCGCUUGGAACCUGAUUGAGUCGUUUAGCUUAUCCAACAAAGAUCGUUUUCAGGUAUUUGCUUUCUCUUUAAAUCCUCUACAAAUAUCUAAUACAUGAGCGUAGGACGAAAGCGCAUUCAGCAGAAAAAUGUGAAAUACAUUCAGUCUCAUGUUGCUUCCAUGAGUUUUGUUUCAUAAGCGACAGUUUUGACAACGAUCGUACACAGUUGACGAUAACAAUAAUCAAACCUUCCAGGUGUUCUGUGAUUUUGACUCAGAGCCUGGGUUCGCUUGGAACCUGAUUGAGUCCUUUAGUUUAUCCAACAAAGAUCGUUUUCAGGUAUUUACUUUCUCCUUAAUCUUCUAUAAAUAUCUAGAACAUGAGCGUAGGACGAAAGCGCAUUCAGCGGAAAAAUGUGAAAUACAUUCAAUCUUUUGUUGCUUCCAUGAGUUUUGUUUCAUAAGCGACAGUUUUGACAACGAUCUAACUUCCUCAUCAAUUCUACUUCCUCUACAGGAGAACAUCGUGUUUUACGAUGACUACCAAGCCAUCAGCGGUGAUGCCCCAAAUUGGCAGGCUUACCUCAUCAAACGACCCUACCUCCUUUGGCUCAGAGAUCACUCGACUCACUGGAGAGCUACUUGCCGAUACAACACGGAUGGUACCGUAUACACAGAUUACCUGAGAGCCUCGCUUGAAGACUUUGACAUCAUUAAAGACGUACCCACGGUGGUAGACACCUGUCGACCUUACGAAUAUGUCAACAUCCGGGGAAAUGAGUGUGUGAAUUGCACUGCAUUCACAGCGUAUACAAAAGGCAUUUACUCUCUGCAUGUCGACUCUUAUUUUACCCAUCAGUACUGCGAUUUCGACGCAAGCAAGUCGGCCAUAAAUGACGAGGACAACUUUGGAAUGUACAGUUCUACAAAUCCCAAAUUCCGUUGCACCUCAAACUCGGGUGAUACGACUCAGUUCUGGAUCGGAGGCAAAUAG